This is a messenger RNA of Recurvomyces mirabilis, 951 nucleotides long. RefSeq lists its product as uncharacterized. The transcript has a single exon. The coding region runs from base 1 to 951 and encodes 316 amino acids. The record is from RefSeq and is a predicted model, not a curated record. NCBI's taxonomy places the organism in Eukaryota, Fungi, Ascomycota, Dothideomycetes, Mycosphaerellales, Teratosphaeriaceae.
AUGGCGCCCAAUUCCGACUUCAGCGCAGCUACCGAUGUCCCAAGUCUGAUUGGCAAAGUCAUCCUCGUGACUGGUGGGACCGCAGGUCUUGGACGAGAGACUGUCCUGUCAUUUGCAAGCAAGCAGCCGGCUCACAUUUAUUUCACGGGUCGAUCUCAACCGUCUGCAGAAAAACUUGUCGAGGAAGUCCAGAAAAAGUACCCCGAAGCUCAUAUCACCUUUGUCCCAUGCGACCUAGCAUCACUGAAAAGUGUUCAGAAGGCUGCCCGUGAUUUCCUGUCCAAGGUCGAUCGACUGAAUAUCGUGAUGCUCAACGCUGGAGUCAUGGCAUUGCCACCUGGCCUCACAUCAGACGGCUACGAGAUUCAGUUCGGUACAAACCACAUGGGUCACGCCCUGCUGGUGAAGCUUCUCACUCCAAUGCUUGAGGCGACAGCAGAGAGUGGUGCAGAUGUCCGUCUCGUCUGGAACACAUCAUUGGGAUACAAGGGCGCUGCCGACUAUAUCAAGAACGGGAUCGUGUUUGACAAACUCAAGACCCCUUGCAAGGAUCUCUCCCCAGUGCUCGGCGAAUGGAUGAGAUAUGGACAAUCGAAGCUCGCCAACCUUCUUUAUGCUCGGGUGUACACGAAGCAUUAUCCAAGCAUCACGUCCGUAUCGAUACAUCCAGGUGUCUCGGCGACUGGACUGGUUACCUCCCUCAGCUUGUUCCAGCGUAUGUUCGUGUAUGCAACGAAUAUCGGUCGGAUGGUUUCUGCCGAAGACUGUGCUUCGAACCAGCAAUGGGCUGCGACUGCACCAUUGGGAGAUGGCAAGCGUGAGGUGCAAAGUGGGCAGUACUACGAACCUGUUGGGGUGAAGACGACGCCGAGUGGAGAAGCAACGAAUGACGAGCUAGCGGAGAAGCUAUGGCAGUGGACGCAGGAUGAGUUGGAGACAUAUACCUUGUAG